AUGGGUAGGGAUACCGAGGAGGGCGAAGAGAUAGUAGUGAAUGCGCUGCAGGAUGCGCCUGAUGCGGUGCUGGGGGAUGGCGCUGUGGAUCCCGUAUACGAGGCUAAGGCCAGGGUGUUGAACAAAGCGAUUCAGGAUAUUGGGAUGGGGAGGUAUCAAUGGCAGCUUUUCAUAGUCGUCGGCUUUGGCUGGGCGCAAGACAACCUCUGGCCCAUCGCCACCUCCCUCAUCCUCCCGCCUAUCCGUCUCGAAUUCAAGCCUGACCGAGCUCCCUACCUCACUCUCGCACAGAACAUUGGGCUCCUAGUCGGCGCUCUCUUCUGGGGCUUUGGCUGCGACAUCUUCGGCCGCCGCUGGGCUUUUAAUCUCACGAUAGGUAUCACCGCCGUUUUCGGCCUCGCUGCUGCUGGAUCGCCGAAUUUUGCGGCCAUUGGUAUCUUCGCUUGUCUGUGGAGUAUUGGUGUAGGCGGGAAUCUACCUGUUGAUUCGGCAAUCUUCCUGGAAUUCUUACCUGGGAGCCAUCAAUGGCUUUUGACUGUUCUGUCUAUCGACUGGGCACUCGCGCAGGUCUUCGCUACGCUGGUUGCAUGGCCGUUACUAGGUGAUCUGACAUGUCAAGAGACGGAAAACACUUGCACGAAGAGCAUGAACAUGGGAUGGCGGUACUUCAUGAUCGUGCUGGGCGGCGUGGCAAUGGCCAUGUUCUUCGGACGCUUCAUCUUCUUUACAAUUUACGAGUCCCCCAAGUUCCUCAUGGGCAAGGGACAGGACGCCGAAGCUGUCAAAGUCGUGCACGAAGUCGCACGCCGUAACGGCAAAACCUCUACGCUUACCCUAGACGAACUACAAGCCUGCAACACCCUCGCCGCCCCAGGCACUAUACCGCAACGCUCCCACGCUACCGCAGCCGUAAAACGCAACCUGGAGAAAAUCAACCUAACCCACGUAAAAGCGCUCUUCGCCACACCCAAAUUGGCUUACAGCACCACCCUCAUAACUCUCGUCUGGGCCUUCAUCGGUCUCGGCUUUCCCUUGUACAACGCCUUCCUCCCCUUCAUCCAAGCCACGCGAGGCGCAGACUUCGGCGACGGCUCCACAUACCUGACGUACCGCAACAGCCUGAUCAUCGCCGUGCUAGGUAUCCCAGGAUGUCUGCUUGGAGGAUAUCUCGUCGAGCGGCCGAGUCUCGGGCGGAAAAAGACACUUGCUGCGAGCACGGUAUUAACGGGCGUGUUUCUCUUCUGCUCGACUACGGCGCUGAACUCGGCGAGUCUGCUGGGUUGGAACUGCGCCUACAACUUCAUGUCUAACAUCAUGUACGCGGUGCUCUACUCGUACACUCCCGAGAUCUUCCCCACCAAGGACCGCGGCACGGGCAACGCCAUCACGGCCUCUGCGAACCGCGUCUUCGGCAUCAUGGCGCCCAUCGUGGCCAUGUUUGCGAACCUGGAGACGAGUGCGCCCGUCUAUGUGAGCGGGGCGUUAUUUCUUGCGAGCGGGCUAUUGGUGUUGGUUUUGCCAUUUGAGAGCAGGGGGAAGGCGAGUCUGUAG
Molecule: messenger RNA, 1551 nt
Organism: Didymosphaeria variabile
Lineage: Eukaryota; Fungi; Ascomycota; Dothideomycetes; Pleosporales; Didymosphaeriaceae
Exons: 3
Coding region: 1-1551 (516 amino acids)
Biological process (GO): transmembrane transport
Molecular function (GO): transmembrane transporter activity
Source: RefSeq, a predicted model, not a curated record